UUCACUUUUUGCUGAUUUCAUAUUUGGCUUACUUUUCAUGCGAUAUUGGAACAGUGAAUGGUGCUGUUUAUACCAUCGUCAGCUGUUUCGGUUGUUGUUUUUUUUUUUUAAUUCAACAGAAAGUUUAAAAAUGCCGCCCAUUUGAAGAAAUUGAACAUGGAUGAAUUUACCAUGUUUCCCAUCCAUGCUAAAUAUCUUAAAUAUUUUUGCGAGAAUUCCACGUCCGUCAAACCACCAGUAGACGGACCCGGAUCUGAUGUUUCCGAAAAAAUUUUCAGACUACCGAAAAACCGUAUGGCUAUCGCAGCUGCCACUCUUUCGGGGAAAGUUCUCUCUCUCGCAAAGAAUUAAAAUUCUGACCAAAGCAUCGAGCGAUCAACAUCAGACCGACAGACAACAAUCCAUGGCGGAUAUUUCCAACCGAUGACUGUACAGAUAAGCUCAUUUGGACUGGCUCGGACACAGCGGUGGUUACCAAUUUUCAUGAGUUUACCUUUAACGGCCAUCACGGAUCCGCUUCCGACUACGUCAGUAAUCUUUAUUUUCGCGAGUUACGACACAUGCGUUAUUCUACCACAACUCCUGUUUCCGCCUGUUUCAAAGACAGUAAAAAAAAACUCGACAUGGGUAGCUUUUUAAAAAAUAGCAGUCGCUGUUUUGUGUUAUGCACCAUUUUAAUUGGCAUUGCGAUUCGCAUACAGUCUCGUAUUUAUACCAAAAAUGAGUCAGACAAUUUCACAAUUGUUUUUCUGACUCACGUUAGAUAAAUAACUUAGAUUUCGUUCACAUGAAUUGAAAAUGAAAAGCAUUUACCUUGUAUCAAUUGUUUUUUUUUAAAUAACAAAAAACAAACUGUGUCACACAAAAGGAGCAAUAACUGAAUUCGGAGUCGAGCUCAGUUAAUUUUAGUCUUCGUGCGAUUUUUUCCACCGUCGUCCUUUGGUUAGUUGCGCGCAGUUAAAUCAGCACGAUUCAGCAGUUAGCUAGAACACUAACGAUCGUUUGCUAUUUUACUCACGCCACUGUUAAUAACCUUCCUCAGGAACUGGAAAGUUCCGCUGUUGCCCGUCCUUUCUAAACAAGGACGCGUGUUCUAAUGAUCUGAAUUUUUUCGUCUUUGGGCGGCAACGAAACAAGUUCUCGUUUAAACUGUGCCGUAUCUGGAGCAAAUUUCAUAAACGUUUUUUCCAGCCUGGAAAGUAUAGUUACAGCAUCAGAAACUAAAGGUAAAAUGAUUCAGUCAUUCUAAAAUACCCAUUGACUCAAUAACUUCAUUCCGAGAAAUUGAAGGUAUGAUAUCUCAAAUUCGUGGUAAGCAAAUCAAGAAAUAAAUUCUUAAAAUUAACUUUUAAGCAAUUUGCUAUUAAAAUGUAUAGAAGGAAAAAAAAAUACAAAUUACUCUCCUUAAAAGAGACUAACAAGGGCGCACCUUUCACUCAACAUUUGGAACAAAAUUCGAGGAGAGGGCGAACAAUUUCCUGUUUGGCAACUGACGGCCUUUUGUCUAGAAACCAUGUUUCCAGUGGAUAACCUCAAGGACGUUCAAUGUGUGUAAUAACACGCUGAGUUGGGCCAUGGUAAAAAAAAAAAGAGCAGCAGAAUACCUUGAAUCCAGACGGCUAUAAAAGAUGUAAGAAAAUAUCAAACACGCAACAGUCUUUGAUCAUAGAAACCUUCUGCAAGUACCGUAACAAACACAGCACCAAAAAAAUGAAAUUGGUGAUUAUACUUACCUGUUUGGUGGCGUUGAGCAGACAACAGCAGCCGUUUCCAGGUUUUGGAAAUACUUUUGGAAACUUGGGAAACGCGUUCGGAAACGCCUUCAAUGCUAUAUUCACAAAUUCGGCUAAUCAGCUUACCAAUUCAGUUCGACCACUCGGUUCACCUGGAAAUAACGCAGCGGGUUUCGGACCUAAUUUCCAGCAACGGCCUCCUGCCAACGGUUUCAACUCGCCGGGAUUUUUCGCUGCUGUGAGACCUAUACCCGGCCCUACUAAUAGACCCGUAACCAUUGCCCCAGUUGUCCGGCCUACCGGUGUUCCGGUUACUCCUGUUGUCCGGCCCACUGGUUCCCCAGUCGUUCCUGUGAAUCGGCCUACUGGUUCCCCAGUCGUUCCUGUGAACCGGCCUACCGGUUCUGCUGUUACCGGUAGGAAACGGCGAACGGUCGUAGAGAAAGUCGUUGAUACCCCGGCAGCUUAUACUGCUGAUAAUGAUACUCCAAAGCCAAUUACUACUACCGAAGCGCCCUCUAGCUAUUGGCCAGUCCCUGGUGCAGGCUGGUUCUACGGUUAGAAACCUGAAAUCGCAAUCAUUUUUUUUUUUUUAUCAACGCAUUUUUUCAAAAUGUAGUUUUCUGUAUAUUCCAAGAUGUAUUUUUAUGUGUGUCGUUAUAGUAUACAUUUAUUUUUAUCAA
Molecule: messenger RNA, 2416 nt
Organism: Daphnia pulicaria
Lineage: Eukaryota; Metazoa; Arthropoda; Branchiopoda; Diplostraca; Daphniidae
Product: pollen-specific leucine-rich repeat extensin-like protein 4
Exons: 2
Coding region: 1711-2295 (194 amino acids)
Source: RefSeq, a predicted model, not a curated record